Cuscuta europaea is the source of this 1671-nucleotide messenger RNA. NCBI's taxonomy places the organism in Eukaryota, Viridiplantae, Streptophyta, Magnoliopsida, Solanales, Convolvulaceae. The record is from the annotation of a GenBank genome assembly.
AAAGAAAAAAGAAAAUGAGCAGCGCUUCGUCACAAAUCCUCCACAUAGCAGUCUUAGCCUUCCCAUUCGGCAGCCACGCCGCUCCUCUUCUCAGCCUCGUCGAGACGCUCGCCGAAAACCUCCCCAACGCACGCUUCUCUUUCUUCAGCACUCCAAGCUCCAACUCCGCGCUGUUUAAACAGCCGAACGGCGGCCGGAACAUCACUCCGUACGGUGUGUGGGAUGGGGCGGCGGAAGGGGAGUCGUUGCAGGAACGGGAGGCUACGAUGAGAUUUGUGGCGACGAUGCCGACCAAUUACGAGAAAGCGGUGGCCGAGGCGGAGGAGGAAAUUGGGGCUAAGUUUGGGUGUUUCCUGACGGAUGCGUUUAUCUGGUUUGGGGGCGACAUGGCGGCUGACGGAAGGGGCGGCGCGCCAUGGAUUGCUCUUUGGACGGCUGCAUCUUCUACUCUCUCGCUUCACUUGCAUACUGAUCUCAUUCGCUCUUUAGCCGUCGCCGCCGCCACCACAAACGGAGAUGAGGAGCAGCCGCUAAAAGCCAUCCCGGGAAUGUCCGCCAUACCAAUCGGCGACGUGCCUGCCGAAGUCCUGGCCGAGAAUAUCUACUCAUCCUUCCCCGGCAUGCUUUACAACAUGUCACGUAACAUCCACAGAGCAAACGCCGUCGUCAUUAAUUCCUUCCAAGAGCUAGAGCCAACCAUCACCAACCAUCUCAAAUCCAAGCUCCAGAAGGUGUUCAACAUUGGCCCUAUGACUCUCCUCUCCUCAUUGCCACCGCAAUUAACCGACGAGCACCACUGUAUUCCAUGGCUGGACAGCAUUCCCACCCCCGCCGUCUAUCUCAGCUUCGGAAGAGUCCUCGCUCUCCCACCCGACGAGAUCGUGGCCAUAGCAGAAGCAUUAGAAGCCAAAAGGGUGCCCUUUCUUUGGUCCCUUAAACAGACAAGCAUGAACCUCCUUCCUGAUGGUUUUCUCGAUCGAGCGAAAGAUUUUGGGAAGGUUGUGCCAUGGGCCCCUCAGGUACAAGUUCUGUCACACCCUUCAGUUGGGGCUUUUGUGACGCAUUGCGGAUGGAACUCGAUCUUGGAGGCGGUAUCCUUCGGGGUGCCCGUGAUCUGUAGGCCGUUUUUCGGGGAUCAGAAGCUGAACAGCAGGCUGGUGGAGAGUGUGUGGGAGAUUGGGGUGAAAGUGGAGGGUGGGAUCUUUACGAAGAAUGGGACAAUCAAAGCCUUGGAUCACGUUUUGGCGAGUGAUCGGCGUAAGGUGUUCAGAGAACAUGUUGGGGUGCUCAAAGAGAGAGCUUUGGAGGCUGUCAAACCUGAUGAAGGGAGCUCCACACAAGAUUUCCAAGCAUUGUUGCAUCUGCUUCAUAACUACAUCACUUGAUUAGUUUCGUUUGGGCGCGCUAGCUUCUUCAACGAUAUAAAUUAAAUGUGUCGAAUCAGCUAAGCUUCAAACAUAAUUUGCUCAUAAUAAUUAUUUGCGUCCUCACCUUUUUUGUGUGUUUAUUCGUUAUGAUCACUAGAAAAGAAAUAAAAAGCUCUUUUUCAUAUUUGUUCUCAUCGGAUUCAUGCUUGAUUGGAACCGGUGGGAUAGUGAUAUUGUUUGAGCAAGAAUUAAUUACACGAAUGACAAUCAAUUUAUAUGAGAAGGGAAUCGUGCAAGGAAUUAA